AUGGGCCUGACCAACUUCUAUCGAGGAUUUGGACCUACGAUACUUGGCAUGAUUCCUUAUGCCGUGUUGGCACGGUACACGGUUUCAGAAAGUCGAUCCUCUAAGCACCCAGGUCGACCACAGCUUGUCACUGCUGCGGAGUUGUUCGCAGGUGGCCUUGCUGGUGUGAUUGCUCAGACUGCUUCUUACCCAUUAGAGGUUCUUCGUCGUCGGAUGCAAGUGGGCGGUCAUCGUCUCGGGAUGGUUCAGACAUGUCGCAAGAUGUGGUCUGAGAAAGGUAUCCGCGGAUUCUAUGUUGGAAUGACGAUUGGAUACAUCAAAGUGGUGCCAUUGGUCGCGACAAGUUUCUUGGUCUACGAGCGACUUAAGUGGGCCAUGGGAAUAUGA
Molecule: messenger RNA, 387 nt
Organism: Penicillium maclennaniae
Lineage: Eukaryota; Fungi; Ascomycota; Eurotiomycetes; Eurotiales; Aspergillaceae
Product: mitochondrial carrier protein (Leu5)
Exons: 2
Coding region: 1-387 (128 amino acids)
Biological process (GO): transmembrane transport
Source: RefSeq, a predicted model, not a curated record